Messenger RNA from Vitis riparia (riverbank grape), 1269 nucleotides. Its product is annotated as imidazoleglycerol-phosphate dehydratase 1, chloroplastic-like. Gene Ontology annotation, molecular function: imidazoleglycerol-phosphate dehydratase activity. Lineage: Eukaryota; Viridiplantae; Streptophyta; Magnoliopsida; Vitales; Vitaceae. Gene Ontology annotation, biological process: L-histidine biosynthetic process. The record is from RefSeq and is a predicted model, not a curated record. The coding region runs from base 23 to 874 and encodes 283 amino acids. The transcript is spliced from 8 exons.
UAGUCUCGCUGGGUAAGCUUGGAUGGAGCUUUCUGCACCUUCAACCCUUCUGAGCUACUGUUCUUCGUCACAGGGCCUACAACCGCUGAAAGUUAGGGACAGGGUUUCAUACCGAACUCUCGCUGCCACACGCUUGAAAGAGACCAAUCUUCUCUCACGCUUGAAAGAGACCAAUUUUCUCUCUACACCUCCUCUAAUGGAUCCCCUGAGGGUAGUCUCUUGCGCGUCAUCGGUCGAUGAGAAUGGCUCUCCGAUAACGUCUUCCUCCAUCGGCACAGGUCGAAUUGGAGAGGUGAAAAGGGUUACUAAAGAAACCAAUGUAAUGGUCUCAAUAAACUUGGAUGGUUCAAGCGUUGCUCAAAAUGAUACUGGAAUCCCCUUUCUCGAUCAUAUGUUAGAUCAACUUGCCACGCAUGGGCUGUUUGACGUUUGUGUGAAAGCGACCGGUGACACACACAUUGAUGAUCAUCAUACAAAUGAAGAUGUUGCACUUGCGCUCGGAACGAGUUUGCUGCGUGCAGUUGGUUCAAAGGAAGGCAUUUAUCGGUUUGGUGACUUUUCAGCUCCUUUAGAUGAAGCACUAAUUCAUGUUUCGCUGGAUUUAUCUGGACGUCCACAUUUAAGCUAUGAUUUACAUAUCCCCACUGAGAGAGUUGGAACAUAUGACACUCAGUUGGUGGAGCACUUUUUCCAGUCUUUGGUGAAUACUUCAGGCAUGACACUUCACAUUCGACAGCUUGCUGGAAAAAAUUCUCAUCAUAUUAUUGAGGCAACUUUCAAGGCUUUCGCUAAAGCUCUUCGACAAGCUGUGGAAUAUGACCCACGCCGUCGUGGCACUGUGCCAAGCUCAAAAGGGGUUCUGACGCGUUCUUGAUUUGUGGAGAUCAUGCUUAAGGAGAUCAUGCUACAAGCAUCCAGAUUCGUCUUGAUGUUUUCUCAUAGUUUGGGACUCAAAGAAAUUUAUCAGAUUCGGUGCAAACUUCAAGAGGCAGACAGUUGCUUAACAUUUUAGCAAUUGAAGUAGUGAUAGUGCAACAUUAAACAAUAAAUUCCUCUUAAAUGUAUUUAGAUUUCUUGGUGUUCCUGUAGGAGAAACUUGUCGGUGUUAAUGCAUGGAACCUAGGUUGCUUGUAAAAUGGCUUUACUCUUUGUAUCAGCAGUUAUUUUUAUGGUUGUGACUGAAUUUUGCUGAUCAUUGGGUGCGGUAAUUUGGAUUUGCCUGAGUUGACAGGCUGUGGGUGAAAUUGAGUUGAGAGGAAAUUGAGCUCA